This is a messenger RNA of Neopsephotus bourkii (Bourke's parrot), 1843 nucleotides long. It is a transcript of the gene GORASP1, whose product is annotated as golgi reassembly stacking protein 1. Gene Ontology annotation, cellular component: Golgi apparatus. Gene Ontology annotation, biological process: Golgi organization. The coding region runs from base 206 to 1432 and encodes 408 amino acids. The transcript has 9 exons. The record is from RefSeq and is a predicted model, not a curated record. Gene Ontology annotation, molecular function: protein binding. Lineage: Eukaryota; Metazoa; Chordata; Aves; Psittaciformes; Psittacidae.
CGCCCCGUCCUUGCGUCACGCCAGACAGCAGAGCGGAGCUGAGCUCCCGUCUUCCUCCGCCGUAGAGCGCGCUGUGCUCGGCGCUCGCUUGCUCAGGCCUGCGAGGCCGUCGGCUGAGGGGGUGGUGUCGAGGGUGAUGCUCGUUGCUGUUGCCGCCGCCGCCGCCUGAGCCGGGCGCCCCGCGGCGGUGGGCACGGCGUUGGGCAUGGGCCUGGGAUCCAGCUCCGAGGUUCCCGAUGGCGGCGCCGAGGGCUUCCAUGUGCACGGGGUUCAAGAAAACUCCCCAGCUCAACAAGGAGGACUGGAACCUUUCUUUGAUUUCAUAAUUGCCAUAGGACACACUAGGCUUAAUAAGGAAAACAAUAUGCUGAAAGAUCUCCUGAAGGCAAAUGCUGAAAAAGCAGUGAAGCUGGAGGUGUAUAAUAUCAAAACAAUGAAAAUGAGAGAGGUGGAGGUGAUCCCCAGUAACAUGUGGGGAGGACAAGGUCUUCUUGGAGCCAGUGUGAGGUUCUGCAGUUUCCAGGGAGCCAAUGAACAUGUGUGGCAUGUUUUGGAUGUUGAACCUGCAUCUCCUGCAGCUCUAGCUGGUCUACAGCCAUACACUGACUAUGUUGUGGGAUCUGAUCAGAUUCUUCAGGAGUCGGAGGAUUUCUUUUCCCUGAUUGAAUCCCAUGAGGGGAAGCCGCUGAAGCUGAUGGUUUAUAACACUGAAGCAGAUUCCAUUCGAGAGGUAGUUGUGACUCCCAAUGGAGCUUGGGGUGGAGAAGGAAGUUUAGGAUGUGGUAUUGGAUAUGGCUACUUGCACAGAAUUCCAACACAGUCUGCAAUAGCCAAGAAAAAGCCAGAAAGCAAACCACCUUCACCCUUGCCAGAAGCUGGAACUCCUGUAGCAUCUACUGACGGCUACACGGAGACACCUUUACUGGCACCUACUUCUCAGAGUGACAACUGUGAAAUACUUAGGAACUUGGAUCAUUCCACAAAUCAAGAAAUGAGUAGUUAUUCACCAGAAAGCUCACUUUCUCCUCCUCCCCCUCUCCAGAGAGUUAUGGAUCCAGGAUUUCUAGAUAUGUCUGAUUCAUUUCCUGAACUUGCUAACUUAAAAGUGUCCGACAUGUCUUCAUCUGCCUCCUUUAACACACCAUCAGCAGAUGCCUUAGUAGGCACUGAGAAGUUAAUGUCAGACAAUGACGCUUCUGCUUGUUUUGAAGAUGCCACAGCUUUGGACCCUGAAGACGCAACCAUGUGUUCUGAAGGCUCAGUCAAGCAGCCUGAGUUGGAUGAGCUGCUGUCUUCAGUUCCAUCGUUACCUUCUUUAGCUCUUCCUCAUGAAAUCUCUUCAAACACAACAGCAGAAACUGAUUCCUUUGAAGAUGAAGUUAUGCGGUUCAACGACAGUAUUAAGAGUUCCUUAACCACUACACCGGUGUAACCAGAUGAAGCAGCACGUGAACAGAAAGAAGUGCACCAGAUGACAGGUGAAGUGGAUGCUGGUUUUGUUUACAGACUGCCAUGUGCUGUAACACUACAGCUUGGAGUAUUUUUCUGAUCCUGAAAGAAUUACAGUAAUUCUAUUUUGUUAGCAUAUUAUGAAAGAAAUCGUAUGAAAUAUGUAUCCUGUUAUCUCUUCCAAUUAUUUUUUAAUGGAUUGAUCUGUGUUCAAAUUUUGGAACUCUGUCCAAAAAUAAUCAAAUUAAUGGAGAAAUUAAUGCAGAAACAAGUUGGAGACUGGCAAAAAGUCAAGUUCCUGAAGUCACAUUUGCCUGCACAUGCCUGAACAGUGACAACUGAUGAUGAUUUUCUCAGUAUGAUUGACGGCAUUAAAAAAUAUUGAUGGUUUUGA